AUUUCAAAAAGCGCGAAAAAAUCAAAUUAUAAAUCUCAUUUGAUUUUGUUCUAGGGUUUUAGCUCACAGAAUCUCCUUCCAUGGUGAACUCUAAGACUAUUGAUUCUUCAAUCUGGUUUGAUUCCUUCGCUAACUUACUUUCUGACUUGGAAAUUGCUUCUCUCUCCUCUGACCUCUCUCCAAAGCUAGUUAAGAAGUUGGAGGAGAACCGCUCCUGGUUAGUCGAAACAGUGUCGCGUUUCAAGCCACCUAAUGCGAAAUCAAAGGAGGCUUUGAAUUCGCAAAUAGUGAAGGCUGGUGAUCAUCAGCUGUCUAUAAGGCCUGAACUGAAAGACGAGGCAUUGAAAGCCAGCUCCAUUUUACAUUUAGAUGAGGUGCAGUCCUACAUUCUUGUUGAAAGAUAUCGGGAGCAGCAUAACUUAGCUUUUGAAACUAUUGUUCAAGAUUCUGUUCAUGCGAUAUUACUUCAGUAUUACGUUGAGCGACAGUGCUUGUUGAAGUGUACAAGGCAGAUUCUCAUGCAUGCGUUACAUGUUGGAACUAGCUCAAAAGAAGGGAGUGUUGUCAGGAAGCAGGCACUAAGGUUGAUCUCUGAUGGAUUGGAAAGCAAUUUGAUUUAUGUCCUAGAGGGACUUCUAUUUGCUAUGCAUCCCAAGGAGAUGGAUAUUGACCUUUUCACUUUGUGGGCCGAGGAGACACUUAUUGAAGACAAUUUGGUUUUGGACAUUCUAUUCCUUGUUUAUUAUGAGUCUUUUUGUACUUGUAAGUGUGAAAAGUGGAAGAAGUUGUGCUCACUCUAUAAGGGAAUCUUAUCAGGCUCUUGUAAUAUUGGAAAGCUGACAAUUUCAACUGAAGCACUAAAUUCUGCUUAUGAUGCUAAAAUUCAGCUGCUGCUUAUCCUUAUGGAAACCCUGGACCUGGAAAGUCUUCUUCAAAUGGUCCAUGAUGAAACUCCUUUUAGGCAGGGUGCUUUGGUUUUUUCCUUGACUGAUGUGCUAGAGAUGGAUGCAUUAUUAGCGACUUUUGAAGUGCUGGAAAUGAAAGAAGCAGGUCCACUUAUUUUUGCAUGGGCAGUAUUUCUUUGCCUAAUUUCAUCACUCCCAGGAAAAGAGGAACAUAAUGCAUUGUUGGUGGGUAUUUUGGAGAUAGAUCAUGUUGGCUAUGUUCGUCAAGCAUUUGAAGCUGGAUCACUGAAUUAUUUUCUGGAAAUCCUUCAGAGUGACUUGUUUGAGGAAUCUGAUGGACCAGUUGCUGGUUAUCGAAGUGUCUUGAGGACCUUCAUUUCUGCUUUUAUUGCAUCUUAUGAGAUCAAUCUUCAGUCAGAGGACAGCACCCUAAAUUUGAUCCUGGAUAUUCUCUGCAAAAUUUAUCGUGGAGAGGAGUCACUUUGUAUUCAGUUCUGGGACAGGGAAAGUUUUGUCGAUGGUCCUAUUCGGUGUUUUCUUUGCAACUUGGAAAGUGAAUUCCCCUUCAGGACUGUGGAACUUGUUCGCUUUUUAUCAUCUCUAUGUGAAGGAAGUUGGCCUGCACAAUGUGUGUAUAACUUUUUAGAAAAAUCCAUUGGUGUAUCUACCUUGUUUGAAAUUACUAGUGAGUCCUUGGUAGAUGGCUUCUCCCAGCUUGUUGAAACUCAUGAACCAUUGCACAUUCCGGGGGUUGAAGGUUUGCUUAUUCCGAGUAAAACUCGAGGACAUGUUUUGAAAGUAUUUGGUGGCAAUACUGCUCUUGUUCGUUGGGAGUAUACACAAUCUGCUAUGCUUGUGUUGCUCCUUCGUUUGGCACAGGAGUUGUAUCCAGAUAGAAGUGAGGAAGCUCUUUUUACUCUUGAUUUGCUUAGUCAAAUGGUGUCCUCUGACAUGGCUCUAUGCUUCGCAAUUAUGGAUAUUGGCAACUCAUUUUAUGUUCAUGAAACUGGCUCGAAUAGGCAGAUGCAAAGGAAUAUGUGGGUUGUAGAGAUAAUUUGCAAUUUGAUUAAGCAUCUGUCUCCAAAUUCCAGUAGCUCUGCAGUAAUGUCCAUGGGUGUCAAUAUCUUAGCAAAGAUGUUGAAGUGUUCCCCUUCUUCUGUUGCUGCAGCUGUUUUAAGGGCAAACAUAUUUGAUGUGGCAUCAGGGGAGAGUAUAUUCGAUAAUGACUAUAAUGGUUUGCCAAGUGGGUGGUUGCUUUCUGGGAAACUAGCAAAGAUGAUUUCGAUUGAUUGUGAGCAGAAUGAUAACGAUUACCCUUUAACCAUAUCAGUGUUGGACUUUACCAUGCAGCUUGUAGAGACAGGUCUGGAGAAUGAUUUUGUCCAGGCUUUAGUUGUUUUCUCACUGCAGUAUAUUCUAGUGAAUCAUGAGUAUUGGAAAUACAACGUGAAGAAUGUCCGCUGGAAAGUAACAUUGAAGGUUCUUGAAGUGUUGAAAACAUGCAUCUUGUCAACUCCAUGCUCUGGAAAAUGGGGUGAGAUAUUCUGGAGUAUGCUACUUUCUGACUCUUCUAUCCACGGUACACUAUUUCGAAUUAUUUGUACAACUUCAGAAGCCUUGGAGAAACUAUAUGUCAUCCGCACCUUAGAACUGAUGGAAAUUGAAGGAUUACAACUUGCUAUAGUUUCUGUUUUGAAUGUUUUGUAUAUCAUGCUCUCAAAGUUCUCAAAGGAAAUUCCUUCCAGCCUUCCCAUCUUUCACCAAGCUUUGCUGUCAUCUACAACCUCACCAGUUACUGUUGUCGCAGCUGUUGCAUCCUUGAUGUCAUAUUUUCGCAAUCCUGCUAUACAGAUUGGCGCUGCCAGACUACUUUCCAUGUUGAUGACUAUAGAUCUUUCCCAACCAAAUUUGUCUGCCAAUGCAUGCUUUGGUUUAGAUGACAAGCAGAUUGCAGGUUUAAGGCAUUCUGCUGAGUGCAUGCUACAGUCUGUAGAAAAUGAAGAUCUAUUUGUUGCUUCGGUAUAUCUGCUCACUGCUGCAGCACAAUAUCAGCCUGCUUUACUUAUUGCUUUAUUUUGUACAAAAGAUAAUGCUGAUGUCCAACCAAGUAAUGGCAACAGUGUGAAGCAUCCAGCAAAUGAAGCAUCCUCGGGGCUUUUAGGGUCCAAAAAGUCAAGUCUGGUUGAUGCACUUCUGCAAUUUGUUGAAAGAUCUGAUGAUCUUAUCAAUAGUAAUCCUUGCAAAUUGCUGAAUGUUCUUAACUUCCUGAAGGCGUUAUGGCAAGGGGUUGGUCAGUACACAAACAUUUUGGAGUGGUUAAAAGGUUCUGGAAAGUUCUGGAAACAACUGGCCAACGCAUUUUCUCCAAUCGCUGAAUCGCAAUCUCCUAAACUUGAUAAAAUGACAGAAAAGGACGCUUUGAGUUUGGCAUAUAAAUAUCAAUGCCAAUCUAUUAUUUUGGAAAUAAUGGCACAUGAUUUGUUCCUGAAGAAAAAGCUGUUACAUGUUGAGUCACUUGUAAAACAAGCUACUGAAACAAACGGGAGGUUAGAAAGUGCAGCAAGUGCUGAACUGUCUAAAUCUGUGAAUGAUAGUGAUCUUAAGGAUAUCUUGUCAAGUUGGUGUCAGAGCUCUGUUUUGGGUAGCUUGAUAAAGUCUUAUACUUCUUGUGCAUAUGAUAAUGAGAUACUUUUUCAUGCAAAGGUUGCUGUGAGUUUACUCACUGUGCUUAUGAUAGAAAAAUUAGCAACUGGUGAUGCCGGAAGUUUGUCUAUUUCAUUACUUGAGAAGUUCAUCAUUAUGUCUAAAAAGCUGACAAGUCAUAGUGCUUUUACUCAAUUGCUGGUGCAAUACUCCCAGCACCGUUACAGUGAAGGAAAAGAAUUAAAGACUUUGAUACUCAGUGAUCUUUACUGUCAUUUGCAAGGAGAGCUUGAAGGCCGUAAAACAAGUCCAGGACCGUUCAGAGAACUUUCCCAGUAUCUGAUUGAAUCUAACUUCUGGCAAUCAUAUGGGCAUAAGCAUGAUGGUGACCUAUUUGCAGCUGCCAAAGAUGUGUAUAUGUUCGAUCUUGACUUCAUAAGAGCAGAUUUGGGUUUUGAUAUAUGGGAUUAUUCAGAGUGGAAAUACUCUAAAGUAAUUGCUGGCACAAUGUUGCAUCGCAUGCAACAUGCAAAUAUGAUGCUUUUGCUUGCAACUUCAAAGCACUUCGCAUUGAGAGCAUUAGUAACUGUCUUGAUUGUAUACGAAGAUAAUUCAUUGGAGAAAGGAACUGCAAUUGGCGGGAAGAUCCCUGAUCAACUAAUUUCGUGCAUUGAGCCCACAUGCCAAAGUUUCCAGUCCACCUUAGAACUGUUAGCUCCGACUUUGGAUACUCCCGAAAAUAUCCUUGAUUUCCUUGCAGCACAAGCUGAAUUACUUCUUCAUCUUGUUAGGUCUGUAGGGAAAAGCCUGCCUUCAUCUGUUUGUGUUCUUGUUUUGAAAACCUGCAGUUCUGGCCUUAAAGUGCUGUGUGACUUGAAGACAACAGUUACUGGGGUAAAAAUAACGAUGAUUCUUCUUUCGUCACUGGAAGUUACUUGCCAUAAUUUAUGUUUAGAUGCAGUGAAAGAAAAGGAAUCUAUUGAAGAUGUUGCUGAGGUCUCUAAUGUGACUUUGGGGUUAUUGCCGAUUCUCUGUCAUUGCAUCACUAGUGCUGAGCACUGUACCCUCUCCCUGACCACGGUGGAUUUAAUACUUAGAAGUUUUCUAGCACCAAGCACUUGGUUCCCCAUCAUACAGCAACAUCUCCAAUUGCAGCUUGUUAUUCAGAUGCUUCAGGACAAAUCAUCUUUUGCCUGCAUUCCUGUAACGUUGAAAUUGUUUUUAACAUUGGCACAGAUCAGAGGAGGUGCUGAGAUGCUUCUUAAUGCUGGAUUUUUCUCAUCUCUAAGAGUUUUGUUUGCUGAUCUACUGGAUAGGCCUGCCUCUGUGGUUAAGCACGAUAAGAGUUUUCUAGAUGAAACAGACAAAGCUGAAAAGCUUCAAUGUAUUUGGGGACUUGGCUUGGCUGUGGUUGCAGCUAUAGUUCAUUCUUUAGGAGAGAGUUUUUCCGUAGAUAUAGUGGACAAUGUGAUACCUUACUUCUUUCAAGAGAAAGCAGAUUUGAUUUCUUAUUAUCUCAAUGCUCCAGAGUUUCCCUCAUUCUAUCAUGACAAGAAACGACCUCAUGCACAAAGGACACGAACUUCUCUGAGAUCUCUUAAAGAAACAGAGAAUACUCUCAUGCUGAUGUGUGUGCUCGCUAAACAUUGGAGUUCAUGGGUUAAGGCCAUGAAAGAAAUGGAUUCACAACUAAGGGAGACAAGUAUCCAUCUUUUAGCCUUUAUUAGCCGAGGAACUAAUCGUCUUGGAGAAUCUUCUGGGAGGACUGUUCCCUUCUUAUGCCCUCCUGUUCUUAAAGAAGAGUUAGAUUGGUGCAAGAAACCAUCAGUUAUCAGCUGCAAAAAUGGAUGGUUUGCUCUUACACCUCUUGGUUCUGUUUCAAAGACUAAGUCCACUACAAUGCCAACCACAACUGCUUUGGUCAUCAGGGAUCAAGCAGCUGAAAGCGGUGAUCCUGUAUCUCAAACAUACUUCUCAGAUGCUGUCUCUAUUCAGAUUUAUAGAAUUGCAUUUCUUGUUUUGAAAUUUCUUUGUUUACAAGCUGAGGGAGCUGCUAAAAGGGCAGAGGAGGUGGGUUUUGUUGAUCUUGCUCACUUUCCCGAGCUUCCGAUGCCUGAAAUUUUGCAUGGCUUACAGGAUCAGUCAGUUGCUAUUGUCACUGAAAUUUGUGAGGCAAACAAAUUGAAGCAGAUUCAUCCUGAAAUUCAUCACAUCUGUCUUUUACUGCUUCAAAUAAUGGAAAUGGCCUUGAACUUGGAACUCUGUGUUCUACAGAUUUGUGGGAUAAGGCCAGUCUUAGGACGCGUGGAGGACUUCUCAAAGUCAGUCAAAUUAUUGAUACAAGCGACGGAAGGGCAUGCUUUCCUUAACACAUCAAUGAAGUCGUUGAAGCAGAUAAUAUCAAUUGUCUACCCUGGAUUGCUGUAAACUCGUGAGAGCACAGGUACACUCUCACAUUAUAUAAAAGAGUUGAAAUAAUUUUAUAGAUGUUAUGAUUACACGGAAAAUGUGAAAAACAAAAGGGAUAAAAUUUUGUUGAAAAGUUGCUUGCGCAUGCUAAUAUUAUAUAUAAUUAAGGCGUUUUGUCUUGUCAUUUUCUUUUUCUUUCUUUGUUUUAAAAAGAUAUGCCAAAGGGAGUAAUAGUUUCAAUCCCUUCUGUGUUGCAUAAUUGCCAUCACUCAUUGGGAUAUGAUUUGGUUUCUUUUUCUCAAAAGAAGCUGAUGUUUUUAGCACAUUUAGUGGGCCAAGGUCCUUAUCACACAUAGCUUGACAUGUUUCCAACACGACAGUGAUUCCACAUGGGUUUAUACAUUUAUCUUCAAACAUAAUGACAUGACACCACUGUUCUGUCCCUAGAAGAGACAUGAUUCUUGUUUAUCAAAUUUCAAUACAAAAAGCUGUUAAUCUCAGCUUUAGUUUGAUUCCAUUAUCAUGAUGAGAAGAAAAAAUAAACUAGGUGAAGGGGAAAGCAUAUGUCGGUUUCUGCACGUCCGAUGAUGAGGACUACUUUUUUCAUGAAAACAGGCAAAAGUCUUAAAGAAGGCUUUGCAUCUGAUACCUCUCUAUAUGACUAUAUUGUAUUGCAUUUAAAAAAUACGUUAGAUCCUAUAUGAACUUUAAUUAAGCAUGGACUGUGAUAUGUUAUCAGAACUCAUCAUUUUAAUAUAUAAAAAAAAUAAAAUAAAAGUCUAGUAAA
Mangifera indica (mango) is the source of this 6744-nucleotide messenger RNA. RefSeq lists its product as uncharacterized. NCBI's taxonomy places the organism in Eukaryota, Viridiplantae, Streptophyta, Magnoliopsida, Sapindales, Anacardiaceae. The coding region runs from base 81 to 5975 and encodes 1964 amino acids. Gene Ontology annotation, cellular component: nuclear pore inner ring. Gene Ontology annotation, biological process: protein import into nucleus; RNA export from nucleus. The transcript has 32 exons. Gene Ontology annotation, molecular function: structural constituent of nuclear pore. The record is from RefSeq and is a predicted model, not a curated record.